AUGCCGAGUUCAUCUAGUGACGAAAAAGAAAUGUUUACGUACUAUUUGUUCAAAAAGUUGGUUGGUAGAAAAAUGCAAGAAAAGAUCAUAGAAGGAAAUUUUGGUUUCAUCCUUAUAUUCAAAGAAAUAACCUCUGUCGACUUUUUGUUUCGGCUAGAGAACUUCAGGAAACCGACAGAUGACCAUGAUGUGUUGAUACAACUCAAUGAUAAUGAUUCUGAUUUAAACGAUGAUGUUGUAAUUAUACCAAGAUUUGAACAGCCACAGGGAGGAUUUAAUCCUCCUCAUUAUUUAUCUCUUUUAAUACCAUUUGAAGAAGAUGUAACACAUUAUAAUCAACAUUUAACUUCAUUACAUAUGUAUUUAGGAGAACUUGAUCAAAUUAAUACUAUCAGAUCACUUACCGUAAAUUCUAUUCAAAAAAUACCAGUUUUAUUUUUAAAAUUGCAUUUGGUACCCGGGCAAAUUUUUCCAAUCAUUGCUUACUCUGAAAUUAAACAAAAGUUUUUUAGAUAUGUCUUAACCAGAAAGAAAUUUAGAUUCGGUGUCUCAUAUCAAUUAAAUACAGAUGAGCAAAGUACAUUUGGAACAAUUGCCGUUAUAUUUGAAUACAAUAGGGAUUCUCUUCAGGAAUAUUCACUACCUUAUUCAGCCAAGGCUAUGGGCCAUCAACGAUUUAAAAUUUUAUCUGCUACUACAUUUCCUGGCUGUGAAAAUGAUAAUUCCAUCAUGAUAGCUACUGUCAAAAUUUUACAAGAUAUUACAUUAUCUACUCAUCCUCACCUCAAGGUGUGCUUGAAUCCAAGGAACCAUAAUCAGAGUAGCGCAUAUAAGAAAAAUAUGUGGCAAUCUCCGUGGCCAAAUUGGGUUUAUCAUCAAUUUGAUGCAUAUCAUUUAGCAUCAUUUCUAACAAAAAAAAUCCAAACAUUAUUUAAAAAAAUCAAAUUAUCAUCUGAUCCUUGUGUUUUAUCAUUUCAAGUGAUGAGACUUGGUAUAUUCAGUCCAAAACAAAUAAACCUCCUGUUGGGUAUUGAAUCAUUAAUCAUUAAGCUUCAAUGGGAACUAAAUUAUUUGAAUGAAAAUCAACCAAUGAAUAACUUUAAGUGUGCAACAAAUGGCUGUGAAGUAACAUUUUGUAAUACUAACAGUGUAUUCUUAAUGUCAAUUGAUGGACCCCAGGGAAUUUUUAGUACUCCAUUUGGAGAAUUUCAUUCCAUAAUCACUGUAACUUCAUUAGAUAUAACAUUGGAGUUGACAAAAGUAGAAUUUAUAACAAAUACAUGUCGAUGGUUUUAUGGGUAUAGAGGACUAAAAAUAAUAUGUCCAAUGUGUCUCAAUCAUUUCGGUUGGCAUUUUGUAUCUUUAAGUGACUCACGAAGUGGUUUUUAUGCAAUAUCUUUGAAUGCUAUAAAAACUAUUUUGUAA
This is a messenger RNA of Sipha flava (yellow sugarcane aphid), 1425 nucleotides long. Its product is annotated as protein cereblon-like. The record is from RefSeq and is a predicted model, not a curated record. The transcript is spliced from 9 exons. The coding region runs from base 1 to 1425 and encodes 474 amino acids. Lineage: Eukaryota; Metazoa; Arthropoda; Insecta; Hemiptera; Aphididae.